This is a messenger RNA of Pieris macdunnoughi, 1086 nucleotides long. The record is from the annotation of a GenBank genome assembly. NCBI's taxonomy places the organism in Eukaryota, Metazoa, Arthropoda, Insecta, Lepidoptera, Pieridae.
AUGAUGGUUCGGACUGCUGUGUAUCUUUCUUUAGCAUUUCUAUUUUUAGCAAAUGCUGUGUCGUCGGAAGCCACAACGGGCGAGGCGGUGGUGCGGGUGGCGAUCGGCGCUCCGCUGACUGUGGAGUGCGGACUUCGCGCCGAGCAGCGAGCAGAGUGGCGACGCGAUGGUGGCCCGCUGCCACCUGGUCUUCGCGCUGAGGAGGAAGAUGGCGAGGCACGCUUGCGUGCGCGACUGCGUGCAUCGGCUGCGCGGCCGCACCAUGCAGGGCUCUACACCUGUUCACCCGAGCGCGACCAGCGUGUGCGCGUACUCGUGCACGCGAACCCCGCAGCCACACACGCCGCGCCCGAUGAGGCCGCUCCGUCGGUCGUCGAGGUGAGCGGAGGAGACGGCAGUAUCCGUGACAGCGGAGAUGUACUCUUCGAUGUGCGCUCCAAUAUUACGCUGCGUUGUGACGCAGCCGCCGGUGGUGGCGCCGUGGCCUGGCAGAAGAACGGCACCGCACUCGAGGAAGUCUGGGAAAUGAAGGACCGCUACACCUUAGAACAUGGCGGAAUAGAGUUGCACGUCAAGCGUGCCGCCGAAGACGACUACGGCAACUACUCGUGUUCCCUGCCCGGUCAAUCAGCCGCUACUACCUGGGUAGUCCGGGCCCGUCCUCAUCUCAAACUACCGGCCAACAGCAACGUAGUCGAGGGCCAGAAGCUUAAGCUGACGUGCAAGGUGCUCGGAAAGCCGUACCCGCGUAUCGUGUGGAGCUACUCCAACUCGACCGAGGAUGGCGCGCGUUUCGAACCGGUGACCGGGGUUAACUUGAGUGAGAGCGAGCAAGGAGUUGUGGACGGUACUUUAGUGCUGCCCGACGCAACACGCUCUCACGCAGGCCGUUACCGCUGCGAAGCUCUCGACGCGUUCGCGCCGGCCGAAACUCUGCUGCGCGUCAAGGACAAAUACGCGGCGCUCUGGCCCUUCCUCGGAAUCUGCGCUGAGGUGUUCGUACUCUGCGCCAUCAUCCUUGUGUACGAGAAGCGCCGCACCAAGCCCGACCUCGACGAUUCCGACACGGACAACCACGACCAGUGA